AUGUGCACCGUCUGUGUGACCGCCUCUGGAGCUCCGGUCUGCGGCGUGUGGAGAGACCCGACCCGGGAAGGACGACCAGAGCCCGGGCCGAGGAGCCCCGUGAGGCCGGGAGAGGAGCCACAGGCCGCCGCUGCAGACCCGGGGAUGGAGGCUUUUCUCCGGAGCCGCGGGGCAGAGCUGUCUGGUCCUGGUUCCGGUCUGGGUCCGGUCCAUGUGGUCCUGGGGAAUGAAGCCUGUGACAUGGACUCUAUGGUCUGUGCUCUGGUCUAUGGAUACCUCCUGCACAUGAGUGGCGGUGGGCGUGGUGUGGUUAUUCCCCUCCUGAAUAUUCCGGCCCAGGACUUUGUUCUGAGGUCGGACUCUGUGGCUCUGUUGAGGAAGUCCGGUCUGAGUCCGGAACUGCUGCUGUUCCGGGAUCAAGUGGAUCUGAGGCGGAUCCGGAGAGAGAGAGGCCUGUGGCUAACGCUAGUGGACCACAACGUGUUAGCAGAUUCUGACAGUUACCUGGAGGGGGCAGUAGUCGAGGUCAUCGAUCACCACAAACUGGAGCGGGUUGUUACCGCAGAGACGGCCGCUUCCUGUCUCAUCACCGUGGAGACUGUAGGUUCCUGUGCAACGCUGGUGACAGAGAAACUUCUGCAGAGGGCGCCAGAGCUGCUGGACCUCAAUGUGGCCACUCUGCUCUACGGCACCAUCCUGGUGGACUGUGUGGACCUGGCUCCUGAGGCGGGGAAAGUGACUCCUAAAGACUCAGAAGUGGUCCAUGAACUGGAGACUAAAGUCCAAAGUCUGCCUCAAAGAUCUGAGCUGUUCACGGAACUGCAGGACCAGAAGUUCAACGUGCACGGUCUGAACUCAGAGCAGAUGUUGAGGAAAGACCUGAAGUCUGUGUCUGGACCUGAUCUGAGCCUCGGCAUCAGCGUCAUCUACCUCCCACUACAGGACUUCCUGGGCAUGGCCGGUGUGGCGGCAGAGCUCUCGUCCUUCUGUCAGACGAUGGGUUUUGAUUUGCUGCUGCUCAUGUCAAUCUCCUUCACUGCUUCUCAACAACCAAUCAGAGAACUAGGGGUGUUCAGCCUGAGUCAGCCAAUCAGAGAGCAGGUUAGUGCUCACCUGGUACAAGCCGAAAGCCCCGCCCUCCUCCUGCAGCCAAUCAGCUGCGAGCAUCCACAUGUCACCGCCUUCCACCAAGGAAAUGCAACUGCCUCCAGGAAGAAAGUGCUGCCAAUCCUGAAGGACUGCCUGUUCAGUGAUGACAUCACUUCCUGCGUAAAACGGAGGGACUUCCUGUCGAGUGAUGACCUCAUGGUCCCGCCCACUCCUGUCAACAGCCUCGUGGAAGGAAGUCCCCUCGACCAAGGACUGAGCCCGACCGAGCUGACGACCCGACUGCUGACCCGCUGA
Molecule: messenger RNA, 1404 nt
Organism: Knipowitschia caucasica
Lineage: Eukaryota; Metazoa; Chordata; Actinopteri; Gobiiformes; Gobiidae
Source: the annotation of a GenBank genome assembly